Camponotus floridanus (Florida carpenter ant) is the source of this 3249-nucleotide messenger RNA. RefSeq lists its product as uncharacterized. Lineage: Eukaryota; Metazoa; Arthropoda; Insecta; Hymenoptera; Formicidae. The coding region runs from base 1 to 3249 and encodes 1082 amino acids. The transcript is spliced from 2 exons. The record is from RefSeq and is a predicted model, not a curated record.
AUGAGUGCUGAAGUGAAGGUGCUGCUGGAAGCGCAGCACGACAUUCAUGGUCGGAUCUCCCGCGCCGUGGACAAUCUGAGGAAGAUGGGCGUGAGCAACAUCACCCGCGACGCCAUCCAAGCUCGCCUCGGCAUCCUGGACAAUCUCUGGCAAAAAAUGGAGACCCAGCAUGAGCUCAUUCGUGCGGCGCUGAAGGACAAGUAUCAGGAGAGUGAGUACGCUGUAUCUGAUUUUAUUGAAGUCGCGGAGAAUACUUACGUGACACAACGUAGCACGCUGACCAGCUACACUGAGAAGCUUGAGGGCGAGACGCCCGCCGCGCUCAGAGGCGAGUCGGACCACGACCGGGCUCCUAAAACCUCGUUGCCGCGCAUCAAGCUUCCGACGUUUGCGGGAUCUUACGAAGAAUGGCCGUCAUUCCGCGACCUCUUCCAAUCAGUCAUCGGGGCGAAUGCUGCGAGUCAGCGGGAGAACUCGGUCGCAUUCACAACGACCGCGGUGAACGCGCAGGAGAGUAUAGGGAGACCCAUCAACUCCCACGGUAUGGAUCUCCUCAAUUUCCUCACCGUCGAAUUGUUCGAUUCGCGUACACGGAUGGAAUGGGAGUCCUCGACCUGCGACUCCACUGAUCCGCCAGACCACGCUGCUCUCGUCAACUUCAUCGCUAAGCGCAUUCUCACGCUAAACGCCGCUAGGCCGCGAGUAUCGCAACCAAACUCCGAUGGCGCGUCUCGAACCGCGAAAGCUCACCACACGAAGACCGGAUCCGACUACUUGAAGUGCGCACUGUGCCAGGGGAAGCACACCCUCAUGCAGUGUAACGACUUCAAGGCGAAGUCCGCGAUAGACCGAAAGUCCUUUGUAGAGCAAGGUAGACUGUGCUACAACUGUCUCGGGAACCACAUGAUCUCCAAGUGCCAGUCUGUGAAGACCUGUCUGACGUGCAAGAGCAAGCACCACACUACGCUGCACGACGCGUACACUUCGCCCUCCUCCAACGAGGUGAACGCCCUGUCUGCGAUGCACUCCUCGUCUGAGCGUAAGGCGAUCCUCCUCGCGACAGCUCGCGUGUACCUCACUGACCGCGCCGGGGGUCUUCAUCCGGUCCGAGCGAUGCUCGAUCAAGUAUCCGAGGUGUCGAUCAUCUCCGAAGCACUGGUCCAACGGCUGAGACUUUCCCGCUCCCGCUCCUCAGUGUCCAUAAUCGGCAUCGGCGAAUCGCGAUCCGGGUCAACCCGCGAGAGAGUAGCACUCAGUCUCUCCUUGAUGAUCACCGGGGCCAAACUCAAGGCCGUCGCCUUCGUGUUACCGCGCCUGUCGGCCUAUCAGGGUUCUUCGGUGAAGAACCUCCCCUCCUGGCCUCACGUUCAUGGUCUUGAGCUCGCCGACCCCAGGUAUCAGGAGUUCGAUCCGGUAGAACUAUUGUUGGGCGCGGAAGUCUGCUCAACCAUCCUAGAGGUCGGCCUUCGCAAGGGUGGUCCUCAAGAUCCCGUCGCCCAGAAAACAGCCCUGGGAUGGAUCCUGUCAGGGGGAUCCAGCGCAGCACCCUUCCAAGGACUCCGUAACUCCUUGCAGUGCACUGUCGACCAAGAGCUCAAUCAGUUUGUGCACAGCUUUUGGGAACAGGAAAGGGAACUCCCCUCCUCUGUUGCCCUUAUACCAGAGGAUCAAGAGUGCGAGACCCUCUUCAUAAGUACUCACCAGCGAACUGCGUCCGGAAGAUACGUAGUACGACUUCCGUUUUCUUCCCCGCCAACGUCGCUUGGUGGAACCCGUAAACCGGCUGAAAGCCUCUUGUCAGCGAUGGACCUCCGGAGCAAGAGAGAUCCUGCGUUCGGCAUCCGGUAUCGGGAGUUUAUGCAGGAGUACGAGGACCUGAAACACAUGAGUCCUGUGAAUACGGUCGGUACCGCAGGAUGCUACCUACCUCACCACGGAGUCCUCCGCCAGUCCAACUCCUGCAGCAAGCUCCGCGUCGUCUUCAACGGGUCGCAACGUAUCGCCUCGGGGGACUCCCUCAACCAACAUCUGCUGAUCGGCGCCAACUUACUGCCGGCACUAGCUGAUGUCCUCCUUCGCUGGCGCCGGCACCGCUUCGUGUUCGUCACCGACAUCGAGAAGAUGUUCCGGCAGAUACUCGUCCACCCUGAAGAUCGUCGCUUCCAGCGGAUACUCUGGCGUCCAAAGGCUUCCGGCAAGAUCCAAGAGUACGAGCUGAACACCGUGACCUACGGGCUCGCCUGUGCUCCGUUCCUCGCUGUCCGCACUCUCCACCAAUUGGCGGCCGACGAAGAGGCACGAGCCCCAAAGGGAGCAACCGCUCUGCGCCAUGACUGCUACAUGGACGACGUGAUCACCGGGUCGGACACCUUGCAGCACGCGGUCGCCCUGCAGACGGAGCUCCGAGAGCUCUGCACGGCGGGCGGGUUUCCGCUGCGGAAAUGGGCCGCCAAUAGCGAGGCCAUCCUUGAGGGUGUUCCUCCCGAUCAUCGACUCAAACAGGCACACCAUUCCUGGGAGAGCGAGGUACACUCCACCUUAGGCCUGCGUUGGCAUCCAGCCAGCGACGACUUCUCCUUCGCCAUCCAGCCUCGAAGCACUGGCGAAUUCACUAAGAGGCGAGUCCUGGCGGAAACGGCACGGCUAUUCGACCCCUUGGGAUGGCUCGCUCCUGUGAUCAUCCGCGCCAAGAUCUUAAUCCAGUCAGCAUGGUUGAAAAGGCUGGACUGGGACUCUCCGCUCCCAGCGGAGGACGCUCAGUCUUGGCAGCGCCUCCUCUCCGAGCUCCAUUUGCUGGAGCGCCUCCGAAUAAGGCGCUGGCUGGGUGUCAUUCAACAGGAUCCGACGGUCGAGAUCCACGGCUUCGCCGACGCGUCUGAGCGUGGAUACGCGGCCGUCGUCUACCUUCGCGUGUCCAGUACGGAAGAAACGUCCAUCUACUUACUGGCCGCGAAAAGCAAGGUCGCGCCGAUUAAGCCCGUGACGCUCCCACGGCUGGAACUCUGCGCUGCCUCCUUGCUGACCAAUCUCGUGCACCACCUCCGGUCAUCACUGGAGGUGUCGGCGCCAGUAUAUCUCUGGUCCGACUCCAAGGUUGUCCUCCACUGGAUCAAGGGUCAUGCUUCGCGGUGGAAAACCUACGUGGCCAAUAGAGUGUCGCUGAUCCAGGACCGGCUCCCCGAAGCGCAGUGGCGACACGUCCCGGGUCAAGAGAAUCCUGCCGAUUGUGCUUCCAGAGGGAUCUGCUGA